UUUUUACUGCUAUUGAAACAAAGAAGGGAAAUCCACAUCCGUCUGCGGUUAUUCCAUCGACUCUUCAGACUAUACCGGAAUUAUCAACCAUUCAUUAUAAAAAAGUUUCAAUCCCAAUAGGUAAAUGGGGAGGAAAGCUUGGUGAACUG
Molecule: messenger RNA, 149 nt
Organism: Racocetra fulgida
Lineage: Eukaryota; Fungi; Glomeromycota; Glomeromycetes; Diversisporales; Gigasporaceae
Source: the annotation of a GenBank genome assembly